UAAUCGGUUGAAAUUCGGUUGUUAGUUUCCGCAGAUUGGUUCCCGACCGCGCAAAAGAAAAUUUUUUUUCUUUGACUAUCAACACCGUUUGUUUGACAUUUACCAAUACUGUACAAAAAAUUUGGCGGAAAGCACUAAAAUGUCGACAACUGAGGAUAUUACUCAUCCUAUGAGUGAAAAGAGUCCCGAGAUCGAGAAAAAUGAUCAAGAAGAAACUGUUACCAAAGAUGUUUCACUGGAUGACAUAGAAGGCAGCAAUCGCUCCGAAGGAAAAACGGAAAGUAUUGUUACAGUGCUAUCUAAUCCAAACAAAACGAAUGCCGCCAAGAAAGCCGACGCUGCAGCUAUGAAAGCAGACAUGAACACGGAGGAGAUGAUGAAUGUCGAUGGAUCUUCAUCUCAUUCGACCGCCAAUGAAGGAAUGAAUCCAUCAACAGAGCGCGCUUUGGCCAGCAAAAAGCCGCCAGCUCCUAAGAUGGACUGGAAGAAGAAUCUCCGUAUUCUCAUCUCCAAUAUGUAUAUGAAUUCGAAAGACCGUCUGCCCGGAGCCUGUAUGCCCAAAUGUCUGCGAAAUACGAAAGAAUGCGAGGAUAAACACCGCGCUGCAAUGCUGCCAGAUGUGCCAAACUUUAUGCUGGUGGAAGAUCUGAAGAGAACUCUGCGUGGCCACCACUAUGACACCUUCCUGGACAUGGUGGAGAUGAUGGCGAUGCAAUGCGUGUACCCUGGAGAUGGUAUCUUUGACAGGCUCAUUGACCUGGUCAUGAUUCUGAUUGCCAAAGAAAUAACUGUCAAAGAGCUGGCGGACAUCUAUAGAAAGGCGAUAAGCACCUUCUUUCUCCUGGUCGAUGCCUUCCCACCCUGCUGGACGUGCUUGCGCCCAUAUUACUUGAAUUUCCUGCGCGUCCCGAAUCCGACCAUUCGUAGCGCCCGUACCGACAAUGGGACGCAAAAGCUGAAGUUCUAUCUGGAUCUUUUGGAGGAGAUCUUGCCGCAAUGCAGCGAUAUGGAGAUCCGCACGAUGACAAAGCCCUUUGAGGAGCACGUAUUCAAUUUCACGGAUGAGGAAGAACUAGACAUGUCACAAGAGACGGCAUUCCUGCAACAUGUGCAGGACUACGACUGGAUAAGUGGCAAACUCUGUCUAGAUGACUUCAAGAAUCUGUCGCCUGGGGCACGCCUCUCGCGAGUCUGCGAUGUGCUGAACAUGCUCUGCAGGAUCCUGGAAAUGGAGUUCUUGUCCUGGCUGGACCACAACCGUCUGCGCCAGUCCGAGUCAGAGAUGUUCAAUGAAGAAACAAAGCCGUUUGCCAUCCAUGUCUUUGGAAUGUCGGCAACAAUGCGGCUCACGGAUAUUGUGCGCCAAGUAAUGCGUUUGUACGGCUUGGCGGCGGAAAAGUCCAUGUACCCCGACCGUCUAGAAAUGCUGCAGCGCCUUAUCACACUCGUUGUGGAAGUCAGCAACACGGCUGAGCUGAAAUACGUGGACAACAAUGUGACCUACCCGAACCUGGGUUCGCAGACCCGCCUGCUGAUUGCCCAGUUCUUCAAGAUAUUCAAGUCACAAAAUCCCAAGCACAUCAGCACCUACAUCAAAAGCAUUUCGCAGCUGGACCAGCCGUAUCUUCGCUUCGAGUUCACCGAUCACUUUCUGCAGCUGUUUUACUUCCCCAGAAAUGUGGCGUUCGGGCCGAAGAAGGUGUGCGAUGAGUUCAAUGAGAGGCAAUGGUUGAAAUACAAGCCAAAGAGUGAGAUCGAGGAAGACGACGAUGAGCAACUGUCGCGGGAGGAUUAUCUGAAUAUACUCCUGAACGCGCUAAAGGACUAUGACAAAUGGAUGAAUCUGAAGGGCUUUUGGAAGUUUAUGCAGAACAAGGAGCAGGUGCAGCAAUUGCAGACCUGGACCAGCAGCCCACUGGCAACUCCUGUGGGCAUCAUAACGGGCGAAACGUUCAAGGCCUUCGAGCUGAGUGAAAUGGAAAAGGAAGUGCCCAGCUGGAAGAAGCGCCUCAACACCAAGGUGAUUCUGGGCAGGCCCAAGGUGAAUUUGCCAGUGGCCAAAAUCAAUUUGGUCGAGUCAUGCGGUCGCUAUAGCAGCGAUGUGCGUUACAUACGCUAUCUGCGCCGUGUGCUCGUAAAGGAAGUCCAGUCGGAAAUCGAUGUAACCGAUUGGUUGGAAUAUCUAAAUGGAUUCCUGUGCGACGACGAACCACCAUCAGAGCCGGCAUCGCCCCGUUCCUCCCCAGCGUCGGACCCAGAAGAAGCCUAGUGGCGCUUCGGUUUAAGUAUUUCUUAAAUCUUUAUCUCACCAAAUGUUAAAAUAUGAAUAUUUUAUGUUUACUGAAAGGACGCGCUGAGCGAUUGUUCGUUGUGAAGAAUGUAAGAAUAAUGCAUUUAAUUCAUUUUCCAUUCAUUUCAUAAUUUUCAUUUUCUGUAUUUCUCCACUGCAAAUAUAUAUUUAUGCUUUAACUAAAUACACAUUUACGCACACAUUUACAUAUAAAUACAGCUACUACGCAUGUACAUACAUUAAUAAAUAUACAUAUACUCGUAUAUAGGUAUAUAUAUAGGUGUAUAGUUAUACAAUAUUAUCGCGUUUUGUUUUUAAGCAUUUUGCUUUGCUUUGCUUUUUUGUUUUGCAGAUCUCCUUUUUCGUUUUGUUUGUCUUUGUUCAUUUAAUGUCUAAAUUCUUUGCAGUUUUACAUUUUACACACUCAACUAUCAUUAAGUUGGGCUCUUAAAUGCUAAUCUCACUACGUCACUUAUUUAUUUAUAAAAAAAAAAAAAUUGUACGCGUGGGGGAUGGUGAGGAAGGAAAGCGGUGUUGUGUCGCGCAUAGGAUCUCUGACAUUAUUUAUACGAUGCAAUCGUUGGCGGCGGGUCUCCAGGUCAGCAGUAGACCCACCCUCCACAUAAAAUCAUCAACAUCCUUCCGAUGGACUGGUGAGAGAGUAUCUCAAGUGUGAAAAAUGAUUUACAUAGAUCGACUUUAAGCGGUAUUUAGAAAAUUACUCUGCCAGGCUUCCUGUCGCGGCGUGGGGGAGGGGGUUCUGUUUCGAGGUUCGGGUUUCGUUUUAAUUCGUUAACACUACACAUUUAUCAACAUUUAUUUAGUAUUUAUUCAAUAUAUUCUAGCGUUUGUCUAAUGUAAUUUAUCCUUCUCCCGGUUUGCAUGUGAUUUCGUAUACAUUUCAGAUUUUCGUUUUGUUGCGCUUUGAAAUCUAUAGGAACUUGACGCAGGGGUCGACGGGGAAACCCGUGCUGCAGUUUUAAAAUUGUGAGCGAUACGAUACGAGUACAUAACAAGUUUCAGUCGGGGGCUGUGGUGGAAGGGAACGGAACCAAGGGUCGA
This is a messenger RNA of Drosophila pseudoobscura, 3352 nucleotides long. RefSeq lists its product as uncharacterized. The coding region runs from base 140 to 2269 and encodes 709 amino acids. The record is from RefSeq and is a predicted model, not a curated record. The transcript is spliced from 4 exons. Lineage: Eukaryota; Metazoa; Arthropoda; Insecta; Diptera; Drosophilidae.